AUGACAUGCAAUGAAGUGUUGCUACCGAUGACACUAAAUUUGGUUGCACCUCCAAACAGACAUUGGAGAAUUAGCAAUGAAGCUGUUUCAUUAGGCCAUUCGGUAGUAUCUGGUUUCUGGGCACUUUAUGCAAUUAUUGUUUAUCCAAAAUUAAUAGAAGAUAUGGUAAAUUAUACAAAUACUAUGGCUCAUUAUCUGUUGAUAGUUUCAACAGGCUAUCUGAUACAUGACCUUAUUGAUUUGCUUAUCAACGAACAGUCGUUACGGAUCAUUGAACUACUCUUCCAUCAUGUCAUCGUUCUCAUUGCGUUUGGUACCAACUACGCUACCAAUAAGUUUUUAGGGGUAGUUGUUUGUGGACUUUUGAUGGAACUUAAUAGCAUUUUCCUGCAUUCACGUUCCAUGUUGAAUCUCUAUCGAGUUGACAAAUCUUCGACGCCAUUUCGUAUCAUUGCUCUGUUGAAUAUUGUUACAUUUAUUAUAUUUCGCAUGGCUGUUAGUACUUAUUUGUUGUACUGGCAAAUUACUACGGCCUGGAAAAUGGUAUGGUAUCUCAUACUGAUCACAUUUAUUGUCAUCGUUUCACUUGCUAUCACUAAUAUCGUCCUCCUCUAUAGGGUUCUGGCUGCUGAUGGAUUGUUAGGUAAGAAACGACAACGCGAGGUACCAACAAAUCCGGUGCAAGUUGUGGCACAAGCUGCAAGGGCAAGUAAUGAUCGACUUCGUGAUGAGGAUGAGAUUGAAGUUAUUGCUUGAGGAAGUUGUGAGUUCUUUCUGAAUGGAUUAUAUUAAGUAAUUCUCAUUUUGCUGUCCGGUUACUUUAUCUGUUUUAGACAGUAACUUAUUUGUGUUGAUUAUCGCUAAAGUUCAGCUUUGAUAGUAAAAUUUUCAGGUGUAAAACUUUCAGCAAGAUAGUGCAAUUUUUGUGAUAUCAAUCAUUUUGUCGUACUCAUUAUUUUUAUACCUAUGAAGC
Molecule: messenger RNA, 973 nt
Organism: Loa loa (African eye worm)
Lineage: Eukaryota; Metazoa; Nematoda; Chromadorea; Rhabditida; Onchocercidae
Exons: 5
Coding region: 1-756 (251 amino acids)
Biological process (GO): phospholipid homeostasis; membrane assembly; plasma membrane organization
Cellular component (GO): plasma membrane
Source: RefSeq, a predicted model, not a curated record